ACUUCCGCCGGAAGCUUAGUUGUCUUGUUUCCUGUCAGAGCUAGUCCUGUCAACGUGGAAAUUGUUUCUACGAAGGAAAGGGCCACAAAGACUUACAAUCACUUUCUGAAGUCCGCCUUAGGCUUGUCUUGGGUGAGGUCGAUAUCGGCCCGGGCCGAAGGCUGUUUCUGGCGAGCAGACGAAGACAAUUUCUGUUCCGGAACAGAGGCCACGCGCCCAGGUUGUUUCCGGAGACCCGAGGCCGUUACACCGCCGCGCCCCGCCCCUGGCGCGGCCACGUCUCUCUGGGGCUACCGGGGCAGCCGCCGGGUAUCGUGAUAUUGGUAGGUUUGACUGCAAGCCAUGUGUGAGACUUUAAACUUUGCUCUGGAAAUGGAACACAGAGUGAGGUCCUUCCCAAGAGCUCUGGGCUGUUGCUGAUGGCAGGAACUGUGCUCGUCCCGGGGUCACUUGUAGCCCUUCAGUGUCUGCUCAGCCCAGGCCCACCUGACCAUGGACGGCAUGUCGGCUGAAGAUGAUGGCCUCUUGGAGGACAGACCCAGCAGCGACACCUCAGCUUGCCCCGAGGCCCUCCUGACUCCCCAGCUGGACAAAGCCCAGUGUGCCAGUGUUGAGGUAAACAGAGCUUCUGAGGAAGUAGGAUGCCUGGACACAGCUGGCCAGGGGCCGCUCUGCCAGAAUGGGUCCAUGCCGAAGUUCCCAGACUCGCCAGUAUCUCUCGAUCCCACCACAAGCCCAGUGGGUCCUGAUGCCUCUCCAGGUGUGGCUGGUUUCCAUGACAACCUAAGGAAGUCCCAGGGAACUAGUGCUGAGGGCAGUGUUAGAAAAGAAGCUUUGCAGUCUCUCAGACUCAGUCUUCCCAUGCAAGAAACGCAACUGUGCUCCACAGCGCCUUCCCUGCCCCUGGAGAAGGAGGAACAGGUCCGACUCCAGGCCCGGAAGCGCCUAGAAGAGCAGCUCCGGCAGUACCGCGUGAAGCGCCAGCAGGAACGGUCCAGCCAACCUUCAACAAAAAUGAGACUCUUCAGCACUCUUGAUCCUGAGCUCAUGUUGCACCCAGAAAACUUGCCAAGGGCCAGUACUGUAGCUAUGACCAAAGAGUACUCCUUCCUGCGCACCAGCGUCCCUCGGGGGCCCAAGGUGGGCAGCUUAGGGCUGCUGACACAUGCCAAGGAGAAAAAGAGUUCCAGAUCAAGCAAAAUCCGGUCUCUGGCUGAUUAUAGAACUGAAGAUGGAAGUGGUUCCGGUGGCCUUGCUCCUGCUGCUGACUGUAUUGGGAGCUCCCUGAAGCAGAGCAGGGGCAGCACCUCAGUGGUGUCUGAGGUCAGCCUGUCCCCCGAGACUGAUGGCCGUCUUGAGAAUGCCUCAUUGACUGGGGACAGUGUGUCAGAGGCCGACGGAAACGAGAGUGACAGCUCCUCACACAGCAGCCUCUCCACCCGCGGAACCUGCAGUGUCCUGGGGAACAUGAUGGUCACACAGGGAGCUGCCUACAUGGUUAAUGGCCAGGAGAUUGCCACAGAGACCCUGGGCCAUUUCCCUUCAAUUAAGGAUAUCCUCCAGGCCUCGGCAGCAGAGUACCAAGACCAGGGGCAGGAGGUCAACGGGGAGGUGCAGAGCCGCAGAGACAGUAUCUGCAGCAGUGUGUCCAUGGAGAGCUCCCUUGCUGAAGCACAGGAUGAAAUGUUGCAGGUUCUUAAAGAAAAAAUGAGACUUGAAGGACAGCUGGAGGCUUUAUCACUAGAGGCCAGUCAGGCACUUCAGGAAAAGGCAGAGCUGCAGGCCCAGCUGGCUGCCCUACACACCAGGCUGCAGGCCCAGGUAGAGCGGAGCCACAGCAGCCAGCAGAAGCAGGACUCCCUCAGCUCCGAGGUGGACACCCUGAAGCAGUCCUGCUGGGACCUGGAGCAGGCCAUGACUGACCUGCAGAACAUGUUGGAAGCCAAGAAUGCCAGCCUGGCAUCUUCAAACAAUGACCUACAGGUGGCAGAGGAACAGUACCGGAGACUGAUGGCCAAAGUUGAGGACAUGCAGAGAAGCAUCCUCAGCAAGGACAACACAGUGCAUGACCUCCGACAGCAGAUGGCAGCCCUGCAGAGCCAGCUCCAGCAAGUGCAGCUGGAGCGCACGACGCUGACCAGCAAGCUGCAGGCAUCGCAGGCUGAGAUCGCAUCUCUGCAGCAUGCCCGGCAGUGGUACCAGGAGCAGCUUGCCCUGGCCCAGGAGGCCCGGGUCAGGCUGCAGGGUGAGGUGGCCCAUAUCCAGGUUGGACAGAUGACCCAGGCUGGCCUCCUGGAGCACCUGAAGCUUGAGAAUGUGUCUCUGUCCCAGCAGCUGACAGAGACACAGCACAGGUCCAUCAAGGAGAAGGAGCGCAUAGCUGUGCAGCUCCAGAGCAUUGAGGCUGACAUGUUGGAUCAGGAAGCAGCCUUUGUGCAGAUUCGGGAGGCAAAGACAAUGGUGGAGGAGGAUCUUCACAGGAGGCUAGAAGAGUUUGAGACCGAACGGGAGCAGCUGCAGAAGGUGGCAGACUCAGCAGUGGCCCUGGAGCAGCAGUUAGAACAGGUGAAGCUGACUCAGCAGCAGCGAGACCAGCAGCUCGUGGCGCUGCAGCAGGAGCACUUGGGCCUGGCGAAACAGCUCACCUUGGCGCAGGAGGCCCUGCAGGCUCGGGAACAGUCCCUAGAAGACCUUCACACCCGAUACAAUGAGCUACAGGCACAGCUGGAGGAGCUGCAAGGGGAGGCUGCUGUCAGGGAGGACACGGUCCGCUUCCUGCAGAACGAGAAGAUUGUCUUGGAGGUGGCUCUGCAGGCAGCCAGGAGUGGCAAGGAGGAGCUUGAUAGGGAAGCGAGGCGCUUGGAAGAAGGUACUGAGGAGACAUCAGGACUUUUAGAGCAGCUGAGACAAGAGUUGGCUGUCAAGUCCAGCCAGGUGGAGCACCUGCAACAGGAGGCGGCCUCCCUGAGAAAGCAGACACAGAAGGUGAAGGAGCAGUUCCUUCAGCAGAAGUGUUGUGUGCAGGUGAUGGUGGAGGCCUACCGGCGGGAUACCACCUCUAAAGACGAGCUCAUUAGUGAGCUGAAGGCCACAAAAAAGCGACUGGACCUGGAGAUGAAGGAGCUGAGGCAGGAGCUGCUCAGGCUGCAGGGAGGGAAGAGGGCCGUGGAGGUGGAGUACUCUCGCUUGCAGAAGGAAGUGUCCCUGGCCCACCAGCAGAUGGCUGACCUUGAGGAGCACCUCCAGUCAGCACAGAAGGAGCGAGACGAGAUGGAGACAUACCUGCAGGCCUUUUUUUCUUUGAAGUCUUUGCAGUUUGACAAAGAGCAGAUGGUCACUCUUACAGAGGCCAACGAGGCACUGAAGGAGCAAAUAGAAGCACUGCAGCAAGAGGCCAAAAAGGCCAUCACAGAGCAGAAGCAGAAGAUGAAGCAGCUGGGCUCAGAUCUGACCAGUGCCCAGAAGGAGAUGAAGACCAAGCACAAGGCCUACGAGAAUGCUGUGAGCAUCCUCAGCCGCCGCUUGCAAGAGGCUCUGGCUGCCAAAGAGGCUGCAGACAUGGAGCUGAGCCAGCUCAGAGCCCAGAGCACCAGCAGUGACAGUGACCCUGUCCUACAUGAGAGGAUCCAGGCACUGGAGGUGGAACUGCAGAGCAUUGGCCACAGCAAGCUGAUGCUGGAGAAGGAGCUUCAGGAGGUGAUUGCCAUGACGAGCCAGGAGCUGGAGGAGUCCCGGGAGAAGGUGCUAGAGCUGGAGGACGAGCUUCAAGAGUCCAGAGGCUUCAGAAAGAAGAUAAAGCGCCUUGAGGAGUCAAAUAAGAAGUUGGCUCUUGAGUUGGAACAUGAGAGAGGGAGACUCACAGGCCUUGGACAGUCCAAUGCAGCCCUGCGGGAGCACAACAGCGUCUUAGAGACAGCGCUAGCCAAGAGGGAAGCUGACCUGGUCCAGCUGAAUCUGCAGGUGCAGGCAGUUUUGCAGCGUAAAGAGGAAGAGGAUCGCCAGAUGAAGCAGCUUGUCCAGGCCUUGCAAGCCUCACUGGAGAGAGAGAAGGCAGAAGUGAGCAGCCUCAAGAAGCAGGUGGCUGCUGCCAGGGUGGAAGCUGGCCAUAAUCGCCGGCACUUCAAGGCAGCCACCAUGGAGCUGAGUGAGGUGAAGAAGGAGCUGCAGGCCAAGGAGCACCUGGUGCAGACACUGCAGGCCGAGGCUGAUGAGCUGCAGAUUCAGGAGCGGAAACACUCCCAGGAGAUAGCACAGUUCCAGGUGGACCUGGCAGAGGCCCGGACCCAGCUCCAGGUCCUGCAGCAGAAGCUGGAUGAGCAGCUGAGCCAGCAGCCUGCGGGAAGCCAAGAGAUGGAAAAUCUCAAGUGGGAGCUGGAUCAGAAAGAGCGGGACCUCCAGUCUCUGAAGCAGCAGCUGAACCUGACGGAGCAACAGGGCAGAAAGGAGCUGGAAGGAAUACAGCAGCUGCUACAGAAUAUCAGGUGUGAGCUAGAGAUGGUGCAGGAAGAUCUGUCCAUGACCCAGAAGGAUAAAUUCAUGCUCCAAGCUAAAGUGUCUGAGCUAAAGAACAACAUGAAGACUCUGCUUCAACAAAACCAGCAACUCCAGCAAGAUCUCCGCCGUGGCGUGGCCAAGAGGAAAGAACCGAAGAGUGAGGCCAGCUCCUCUAGCCCAGCGACACCCAUCAAGAUCCCAGACUGCCCCGUCCCAGCCUCACUGCUAGAGGAGCUGCUGAGACCCCCGCCUGCUGUGAACAAGGAGCCCCUCAAGAACCUGAACAGCUGUCUGCAGCAGCUUAAGCAGGAGAUGGACAGCCUGCAGCGGCAGAUGGAGGAACACACCAUCACUGUGCAUGAGUCUCUGUCUUCCUGGACCCAGGUGGAAGCACCCCUGGGAGAGCACGCCCACCCCCGGGGAGACACCCAGCAGCAGGGUCGCAGCAGGGCACCCAGAGAAGGCCUGGAGCAGUGACAACCAACCACUGAGGGCAGUGUGCUGCUGUGUGCAGGGAUGUACCGUUUCUAAUACUAUUUAUUUGAUUGUGUGCUCUACAUUUUCCUGAGAGAUGAAAUUUUAAGUUUUGCUUUUGCCUUUGAAAAGGAGUGAAAUAACAGAGUAAGAGCCAAGGUUUAGAGAAAUAGUCAUUGCAAACCACAGCUAGCUUUUCCCAUGAAAUGACCAAAUCUUAGAAGCCGGGUUUAGAGCUCAGGAGGGAGUUUCUGGAUGUCUGUCUGGUGGGUGCUGUGCAGGAGGAGGUGUCAGUGGGCAUGAGUAACAUUCAUCACUGGUUUCUGGCAGAGGCUUUGCAGGGCAGGGUCUGGGGGCAGCAGCGCCAGGGACCCAGGCAGUUCUUCCAUCCCACUUAGCAAGAGCUUUACUUUUCUGCAGAAAUGUUUGAUUUGCACCUUUGGCUUUUUAGUUCUCUUUUUUUUAAUAGCCAUCUCACCAUAGGAUGUGUAUAAGCACUGAAAAUCAUAAUCUUGUAAAAGCAUACGCGUAUAUUAUUUAAGAAGAACUGAUUAUCUUUUUAUUGAUUGCCAUUUGAAAAUUUGCUUUUGGGUAAUAAUGUACAUGUAGGAUUUAGGGAUGUCAGUCAAAAAACUGUAUUUUAAGAGGUAUAUUUUAUUUACUGCACCUUCUAAAGCCAAAUAUUCUUGCACAGAAAAGAUUCUUUAUUGUUUUAGUUUCACUUUUUUCUGAGGGUUUUUACUUCCUCCCCAGUCUCCUCAUAGUUUACAACAUUGGCCUGUCAGGCUGCUGGCCUGGCAUGGUCCAUCUUGGCUGACUGCCAGGCAGAUGAAGCAAGGACCUGGCAUGUGGGGGCACAGGGUGUGGAAGAAAGCAGGGGAGGAGGAGGGCCUGACUCACACGUGGGCUGCAGGCCUCCUGAGACAGUGUUCCCCGGGCCCUGUGAUGUGGUGGAUGCCAGCAUCACCUGGAAUCAGCUCUGAUGUCUAGAAGAGACUUGCAGGUACCACAGGCAAGUGGCUGCAGUCUCCUUGGAACGGAGGCUCAAAGACAGAUGCCUUGUUUAAGAUUAGCACCAAGUGAGGCGAUUUUACUGGGAUGUUUUCCACCUAAGGUCCUAAUGCUGCAGACUGACUGGGAGAGAUGAGGUCUUUAAACUUACCCCCUAGUUACUAAGAAAAUCUAAAAUGAUACUUAUUGUUAGGAGUUAGGAGGAAGAGAGGGAGGGAGGUCCAGUAGCCUCUGAAAUGAAGUUCUGGAGUUACUGGUCAGUCCCAGUGUGCACGGUUAGUAGAUUGCUUGUAUCUAUUUUGUGGAGAAAACAGUAAGGAAUUUUUAAGGUGUUUAUGUUCUUUUGUAAUGUACUAUUGGAAGGUUAAUUGAUAUGGUUAAAGUAGCAUUAACAACAAAGAUGUUUGGUGUUUUAAAAAGAAUUCCUUAGCAAGUAUUGUAAUUUCUUAAAUGUAUAUAUCAUUUGUACAGGGUUAAUCUUGAAAUAAUACUUGACAACUUCAUUAUAAAUAUAUCCUACUUUUUACCUAAGUUGGACAUUGUUUUGACAAAAUUGUUUUUGUACCAUUAGAAAAGAGAAAUGGUAAUAUGCCUUCUUAUUUAUUUCUGUUAUAUUAUCUUUUGUGUUAGUCUUAAACCAGGAGGUAACCCUUGGGCACAGUCUGUGGCAGAGCUGCCUUCUCCUGAGCUGCUGUGCUUUCCUGUGAGGAAAGAACAGGCUACCCUGACUCCUCCAUUCAGGAAAAGCGGCUCUGCUCUGUGCCGCUUCGUCCCUCACACCUGGCUCGUCUCUAGCUGUGCCCACCCCAUUGCCUGGCCCUCUUGGUUCCAAGGGCCUGGCCGUCUUGGCCCUAGCCCGUGUCUGUCUCUGUGUGCUUGUUUUGCACACGCCUGCCAUGCUGGACCUGAGGCCCUGUGCCCAAGCUGGUGCUCCCUUCAUGCUUCCUUUCAAAGUUACCUUGAAGAGAGGUUGGGUUUGUAAGUGGCCUGCUUUUGAUCACUGAGGGAUUUUUCCUAUCUCCAGGGGUCUCUACUGCACUUCUACCUCCCAGAGCUAGAUUCUUCGUGACUGCAAAGAUUGUGCUUGUGGGCAGAAGUGGGAGUUACAAGAUUCGCUUGUGGGUGACCAGUUCUGUCUAGAGUACUACUGUGUGAGAGCCUUCCACUGCAGUGCAUGUGUGCAUGUGACUCCUACACACUGUCUGUCGAAUCCUGUUGCAGGGAGUAUUGUCUUGGGCACUUAUGAUGUCAUUCCUUGUUUUGCUUUCUUUUUUUUUUUUUUUUUUGGUACCGGGAAUUGAACUCAGGACCUUGUGCUUUCAAGGCAGGCGCUGGAACCACUGAGCUAAAUCCCCGGCCCAUUCCUUGUUUUUCUUAUGUUCAAAAGAAAAUUUAUUUCAAUGUGGUAUCCAUCAAGUAUUUUUCAUGGUAUAUGUCAAUCAAAGCCACGGAUCUCACAGACUUAUACACCUUUGUUGGAAGAAGUAACAGGCAGUGUUUUCAAUAGGACCUGAAGCUAGACUCAGGCCUGGGUCCAAGGGACAGGAUUAGCCUUCUAAGAAGACACUGUAGUAUACCACAUCAGGAAGCUUGUGCUAAACUCUUUCUCAGUUUAAACUUCCUUUCCUUGGUAUACGGUUACUGCAAAAGCCAUGAGCCUACAGAAUAACAAUAAUAUUUCCGGGGAUUUAGCUCGGUGGUUCCGCCAAAUGCCUUGCAAGCACAAGGUUCCAAGUUUGAUCCCUGGUACCAAAAAAAAAAAAAUUUCAGAGACAGAAUAACAAUGACAUAUAUUAUUCCUAUUUCUAUGAGGUUUUUUUUUAACAAAAAUUUAAGCGUUGUGUGUAAAGAUUCUGAGAGUGAAAAGGACCUGCAUAUUUGAAAGAGAACUGUCCUGGGGCAUUCCUUUAAAGGGCCCCUGACGUAAAUAGCUGUGGUGUGAGUCUUACUCUAUCUCAACCUGUGGUGGGCUCAGCUUCAGACAGGAUCCUUGAGGGCUGUUUUCAAAGGUCUCCAGAGUUCUUAGUUGCUCAUUUCUAUAAAAAAGAUUCCUCACAAAAUAGAGUUGGUCAGAUUGGGACAGUUCUGGGGAAGUGUCACCAUGUGUAACAGUUUGUACCUUUAAGAAGCAUGUUGAUUUUUUUUAUGAAUAUAAACGUGCUUGGGAAUUCCUUAAAUUUUGUGCAAUAAACUAUUUUUGGUAAA
Molecule: messenger RNA, 8184 nt
Organism: Heterocephalus glaber (naked mole-rat)
Lineage: Eukaryota; Metazoa; Chordata; Mammalia; Rodentia; Bathyergidae
Gene: Golga3
Product: golgin A3
Source: RefSeq, a predicted model, not a curated record